AUGAUGACGCGAAGAAUAGUCCGCACGCUCUCACAGCUCGCCGCCGCCGUGACGUUCACCUUGAUCGUCAUCUUUUUCCUCGACAGAAACUACCGGGUACUCCCCAAUGCCAUCCAUGGCUACAUGCCUUCCCAUCACCCGGGUCUCGUCAUUACCGACGUCACCGUUGUACAGUGCUCCAGCUUGAACCUCUUUUCAUCAUGCGACCUCGACCCGACAAUCUGGCACCGCAUCGACAAGGAACUCUACCUCGGACGGGCCUGGACGUCAAAGGCCUACCUCUACAUCAGUCGCAAGCACGAACGAGACCUAACGUCAGAGGACAAAGUAGUCAUGGAUAUCUCCGUCGGACGCUUGAACCCUGCAGAAGCCAAAAGCGCCAAGGCCCCAAAGACCAAGGAAGAAUGGGAAUCCCGCCCAGCCGGUCUGUGGAUCAAGCGAUCCGACGGCAAAAAGUCCAGCGACUCCGACGAUGUCGUCACCAACGUCGACGUCCUCUUCGGCGACGACGCCGUCGAAGCGCGUGAUGGCUGGGCAAUAACAGGAACCCAGUUGCUGCUCGACACCGGCGGCCCCCUUCUCAGCAUCCACCUCAGCAUCCGCCGCGGCGCGCCCAAGGAGCGUAAGAAGCCCGAGCCCAGAAUCGGAAACAAUGGCAAAUUCAAAAUCAUGCAAAUCAGCGACCUCCAUCUCAGCAACGGCGUAGGCGAAUGCCGCGAACCAGUGCCCGACGGCUACGCAGGCGGGAAAUGCGAAGCCGAUCCCCGGACUCUCAACUUUGUCAACAAGAUGCUCGAAGAGGAGAAGCCCGACUUUGUCGUCCUCAGCGGCGACCAGGUCAAUGGCGACUCGGCGCCCGACGCACCGACCGCCAUGUUCAAGAUUGCAUCCAUCCUCAUCAAGCGCAAAAUCCCGUACGCCGGCAUCUUCGGCAACCACGACGACGAAAAGACCAUGUCGCGCGCCCGCCAAAUGGCCCUCAUGGAAUCCCUGCCCUACUCCCUCUCCCGCCCGGGGCCGGCCGACAUCGACGGCAUCGGAAACUACUACGUCGAGAUCCUGGCGCGCAGCGGCCAACACUCCGCCAUAACAAUGUACCUCAUGGACACGCACGCCUACUCUCCAGAUGAGCGCAAAUACCCCGGGUAUAACUGGCUCAAACCAAACCAGAUCGAGUGGUUCCGCAAAACCGCCGCGAGUCUCAAGAAGGCUCACUCGGAAUACAGCCACACCCACAUGGACAUCGCCUUCAUCCACAUCCCGCUCACGGAAUACGCGAGCCCCGAGCUGCCCCGCGUAGGCGAAUGGAAGGAGGGCGUCACAGCGCCAGUGUACAACUCCGGGUUCCGAGACGCCCUCGUCGAGCAGGGCGUCCUCAUGGUCAGCGCAGGACACGACCACUGCAACGACUACUGCCUCCUUUCCCUGCAGAACGUCACCCGGCCCGACGCAAGGUCCCACCCCGACCAACAGCCACCGCCCCAGAUCCAGAAACCCGCCCUGUGGAUGUGCUACGCCGGCGGCGCCGGGUUCGGCGGCUACGCCGGCUACGGGGGGUACAUACGGCGGCUGCGCGUCUUCGAAGUCGACACCAACGUGGCGAGCAUCACCACCUGGAAGCGCGUCGAGCACGGCAGGACCGCCGACAAGAUCGACUGGCAGGUCAUUGUGGACGGGGGCAGACCCGUGCCUCCGCCCCCUCCGCCCCCCUCUCCCUCUGACAAGCCGCCUGCUCCUGCUCCGCCGCCGCCUGUGCAGGAUAUACACGAGUAG
This is a messenger RNA of Metarhizium album ARSEF 1941, 1773 nucleotides long. Its product is annotated as Metallophosphoesterase domain protein. The transcript has 4 exons. Bases 1 to 1773 code for a protein of 590 amino acids. Gene Ontology annotation, cellular component: cytoplasm. Gene Ontology annotation, molecular function: phosphoprotein phosphatase activity. The record is from RefSeq and is a predicted model, not a curated record. NCBI's taxonomy places the organism in Eukaryota, Fungi, Ascomycota, Sordariomycetes, Hypocreales, Clavicipitaceae.